Messenger RNA from Elephantulus edwardii (Cape elephant shrew), 792 nucleotides. RefSeq names its product methyltransferase like 20 (gene ETFBKMT). The record is from RefSeq and is a predicted model, not a curated record. Gene Ontology annotation, molecular function: protein-lysine N-methyltransferase activity. Gene Ontology annotation, biological process: peptidyl-lysine trimethylation. Bases 1 to 792 code for a protein of 263 amino acids. The transcript has 3 exons. Lineage: Eukaryota; Metazoa; Chordata; Mammalia; Macroscelidea; Macroscelididae. Gene Ontology annotation, cellular component: mitochondrial matrix.
AUGGCUUUGAGGCUGAGCUGGAAAGUAUUUCCCACGAAUGGCUGCAGUCAUUUUCUGAGGGCUGUGAGAAGCAGUGGUGUCCGCUUGUUUCCCUGGAGCCACCACCCUUGGAGAGAACCUGGAAGCGUUUUGGACCCUGAACUGAAAGCUUUCCUGGAGGAGAACACUGAGGUGACCAGCAGUGGCAGCCUCACUCCUGAAAUCCAUUUGAGACUUUUAACUCCCAGAUGCAAGUUCUGGUGGGAACGAGCUGACCUGUGGCCCUACAGUGAUCCUUACUGGGCUAUCUACUGGCCAGGAGGCCAAGCCCUGUCUAGGUAUCUUUUGGAUAAUCCUGACAUUGUCAGAGGAAAAUCGGUGUUAGACCUUGGGAGUGGAUGUGGAGCUACAGCUAUUGCUGCUAAAAUGAGUGGAGCAUCAAGGAUCUUGGCCAAUGACAUAGACCCAAUUGCAGGAAUCGCCAUUGCUCUAAACUGUGAAUUGAACCAGGUGAAUCCUUUCCCCAUUUUAACCAGCAACAUUUUGGACUUGGAACAAGAUAAGUGGGACCUUGUUGUUCUUGGGGAUAUGUUUUAUGAUGAAAGCCUUGCAGAUAGUCUUCAUCGAUGGCUGAAGAAAUGCUUUUGGACCCACAAAACUCAAAUACUGAUUGGUGACCCUGGGCGACCCCAGUUCAGUGAACAUAGCAUUCAGAAUCAACUACGCAAAGUGGUAGAAUAUUCACUCCCAGAGGCUACCAGACAGGAAAACAAUGGACUGACAACAAGCACAGUGUGGGAUUUUCAGCCUUGA